Coprinopsis cinerea okayama7#130 is the source of this 2889-nucleotide messenger RNA. Its product is annotated as peroxisome biogenesis factor 1. Gene Ontology annotation, cellular component: cytosol; peroxisomal membrane; peroxisome. Gene Ontology annotation, biological process: protein import into peroxisome matrix. NCBI's taxonomy places the organism in Eukaryota, Fungi, Basidiomycota, Agaricomycetes, Agaricales, Psathyrellaceae. The transcript is spliced from 19 exons. Bases 1 to 2889 code for a protein of 962 amino acids. Gene Ontology annotation, molecular function: ATP binding; ATP hydrolysis activity. The record is from RefSeq and is a predicted model, not a curated record.
AUGGCAUCGGCUUCUUCGUUGGCCCAAUUCAAUUCAGCGCAAGGAGGUCAAGUUGGAUUCGAAACCAUUGAAAUCGACCCUCAAUUUGCUCAGGGUCUGGGUUUUAUGCAAGGGGACGUCGUCGAGAUAGGCCUCUUGCACGACCUGAGCAUUGCCCAGAUGGUUAACACAGAGCCAGUUACUUCGGAUGACUGGGAGAUCAUCGAAAUACACGCGUCUCAUGUCGAAUCUACGCUCCUCUCCCAGGUGCGCGUUGCGAAGAUUGGGCAGGAAAUCAAUGUUUGGGUCUUGGGUAGAACGCGUGUUCGGUUAACUGUGACUGGACUCGAACCGCAAAACAAAGGAAACGCGUUGCUGUUGACCACCAAUACCGAGGUCAGCAUUGCACCAAAGCUUCACAAGUCUCAAUCACCAGCAAAGAAGCCAGUGAAACCAGACGGCAAGCCAACUCCUCCGCAAGAGAAACAGUCUGCAUCUGAAAGCUCGUCCAAGCAACUCCCUGCAGCUACCGCGGUCUUGCGAGUGUUGCCUUCGAACCUCUGUCCUGGACUGGACUUCUCGGAAACGAAGGAUUCAGAAAUCAUGGCCUACGUGUCUCGAAAAUCAUUUCCGCAAGAAGCCUGGCCGUCGAAAGGCAGGGAUGCAGAAGGGACGCUUUAUGGAGUUCAAAUGAAGCGACUGACUCCCCCUGUCGACCCCUCGUCUUCAAAGCAGCUUGAGCCCGAAACUCAGCCCAAAAGCAUAUCUAUCGGAGCGGGAGCAAAGACGGAUACUAAUGAAGACAAAUUCACCACGCCUUCUAAUCAGAUAUUCAUUGGACACGACGACGAUCUCCCAAUCAGCCAUAUAGUCUUUUCCGUUCUACCCGAAGGAGUGGAGGAAUGGGAUCUCGUCAGGAUUUCCAUUGGAAAGGAUGCGAAGACCCUCGUCAUAAACCAGGACAGCGGGGCAUCUACCUUGAGCUCGCCCAUAUUACCCGUCGAACCUCCGACCUUCCUCGCCGGGGUAGAUGACAUCCUAGAACAUUGUGUCCAAUAUUGCUCGCGAGAGUAUCUAAACCAAUCGAGCUCAGGGACGGUUAACGGGGUCCCCGGUCUCCUCGUCACUGGCCUUCCGGGUUCUGGGAAGUCGUCGAUUGUUCGAAGUGUCGCUCGGUCUCUUCAGCAAAAUCGAGAGACUUUGGCCUUCACCUACUACGUCGACGUUUCCCGCUAUGCAGAAUCGCCCAUUGCUAAUGUCAAAGCUCUGUUUACUUAUUGGUUUGACCGCGUAUCAUGGCAUCGACCUGGCGUCUUGGUCCUUGACAACCUCGAUAAAUUACUGGGUGCUGAAGUCGAGCACGCGGAUUCAUUCCGCUCUCGACUCCUUACCGAGGUCUUCCUCCGCACAUUUUCGUCUGGAAGUCGCCUUGCACCACUUAAUGCAAAGGGAAUUGUAGUCAUCGCCACUGCCAGCUCUGUUGCAGGUCUGCAUCCCCGUUUGAACUCGUCGCACAUUUUCAAAGAAGUUGUAAACGUCAAACCUCCAAAUCGGGAUGCCCGCCGAGAUAUUAUUUCAAGGAUUGUUAAUGAUCGCCUGGAAGCAACGCAGGAUAUCACUGCCAACCCCAACUUGAACUUCACAGCUCUUGCCACACAAACUGAAGGCUACUCUGCGUCUGACCUUCAAGAUCUAGUUGCACGAGCAAUUCAUCAAGUUGCAAUGAGAAUCAGUUCAGAUCCUUCAGCACAUGGCGAGUUAUCAUAUGAAGAUUUCACCAAAGCGCAAGCCGAGUUCGUCCCCCUAACCUUGAGGGAUGUCAAGUUGGAGAAGUCGAGUACCUCCUGGAGCGAUAUUGGAGGUUUGUUCGAAACCAAACGCGUGCUUCGGGAAACCUUGGAAUGGCCCACCAAAUACGGACCUAUCUUUUCUCAGUCCCCGUUACGAUUGCGCUCAGGCCUGCUUCUUUACGGCUACCCUGGUUGUGGCAAGACGUUGCUGGCGUCCGCCGUUGCGAAGGAAUGUGGUCUCAACUUCAUCAGCGUCAAAGGACCGGAAAUCCUCAACAAGUAUAUCGGUGCCAGUGAAAAAUCCGUCCGCGAUCUCUUCGAGCGUGCAAGCGCUGCAAAACCUUGUGUGCUAUUCUUCGACGAGUUUGACUCUAUUGCUCCCAAGCGAGGACACGAUAGCACUGGCGUCACUGACCGAGUGGUCAAUCAGUUGCUCACUCAAAUGGAUGGUGCCGAAGGACUAGAUGGUGUUUAUGUACUCGCAGCCACAAGCCGACCCGAUCUCAUUGAUUCAGCUCUGCUUCGUCCUGGUCGUCUGGACAAGUCCGUUCUCUGUGACAUGCCAGACUUGGAUGAUCGAAAAGACAUCCUACGUGCGGUAGCGAAAAAACUGACCUUUUCCGCGUCUAUCAACCUCGACCGUAUUGCCGAAAUGACUGAAGGUUACUCAGGCGCAGACCUUCAGGCACUCCUGUACAACGCACAUCUGGAUGCAAUCCAUGCGAGCCUGGAUACCUCGCCGAUAUCGCAAACAUCAUCCCAAGAGACGGAGAUUCCAAUCAAGUAUCAGGUCAUUGGUGGUUCCGGAGACAAGGCUACCAUGAGUCGCGCAGAGACUUCGGCGUUCGAGAGAAGGCUCAAGCAAAUCCAAUCUAGUAGAGCCUGCAGGUCAAAGACUGCCGGUAAGAAAGAAGAGACAACGAGGCCUACAUUUGAGAAGAAGACUGAAGUUCAGGAGGAAGAUAUCCUGAAGGCGAUGAAGACUAUGCGUCCGUCUGUCUCUGUCGAGGAACGUCGGCGUCUGGGACGAAUUUACCGUGCAUUUGUUUCCGACAGAAGCGGAGAGAUGCCAGUCCCUCCUGAAGGUGGUGGAAUAGGGAGCAGAGCCACUCUCGGUUAA